GUUUUGAGGAAAAGAUUACAUAACAAAUUUGAUGUUUUAACCGAUUUCCCAGUUCACCGACCUCCUCCCCCAUCCCAUCGCAGUUCCUUUGUUCGUACUAGUAUUUUCUGUUUAUAAACACAAUCCUUAAAUUGAGAAAGCGCAGAGACAAAUUGGGAGAUGGGUGCAAUGACUUGGCCUACACAGGAUGAGCUACAAGAAAUUAGAAAGAUAGUGUCUGGAAUGUCUGGAAAAGGUACAGAGGACGUUCGGGUUGUUGUAUCUCCUUAUCGGAUUUGUCCUCUGGGGGCUCAUGUCGAUCAUCAGGGUGGGAUUGUUUCUGCUAUGACAAUUAAUAAGGGAAUACUAUUGGGAUUUGUACCUUCUGGUGACACUCAGGUUGCAUUACGAUCAGGUCAGUUUAAAGGAGAAGUUAGGUUCAGAGUUAAUGAGACCCCAAAGCCAAGGCUGACCAUUAGCAAAGGUGAAGAGAUUAAAGUAGAGAAUUCUUUUCCAACACCAGAUGAAUUUGGAUGGGGCAUAUAUGCUAGAGGAGCCUUGCAUGCAUUACAGAGUAGAGGGAAUCAUCUUGCUCAGGGUAUCAUUGGCUACAUCUGUGGAUCUGAGGGUCUGGACAGUUCAGGCCUUAGCUCUUCCGCUGCUGUGGGCAUAGCUUACCUGCUGGCUUUGGAAAGUGCAAAUAGUUUAACUGUAUCUCCCACGGAAAAUAUUGAGUAUGACAGGGUGAUCGAAAACGAGUAUUUAGGUCUGAGAAAUGGAAUAAUGGAUCAAUCGGCUAUACUGCUUUCAAGCCAUGGCUGUCUAACCUACGUGAACUGCAAAACUAAAGAGCACAAGAUUAUACACCCUCCAAAGUUUCUAGAUGAUCACGAAGCUGAACCAAAGAAAGGCUACAAAAUAUUACUAGCAUUUUCAGGACUUAGGCAAGCUUUGACCAGCAAUCCUGGAUACAAUUCUCGAGUUGCAGAAUGUCAAGAAGCUGCCAAAGUUCUUCUGUAUGCUUCUGGAGAUGAUGAAACAGAGCCCAUCCUAUGCAAUGUUAAACCAGAAGCUUACGAAGCAUACAAGUUCAAACUGGAACCAAAUCUAGCCGAAAGAGCAGAGCAUUACUUUUCAGAGAACAUGCGGGUUACUAAAGGAUUAGAGGCUUGGGCUUCAGGAGAAUUGAGAGAUUUUGGGGAACUAAUGACAGCUUCUGGUCUAAGUUCAAUUAAAAACUAUGAAUGUGGGUGCGAGCCACUGAUUCAAUUAUACGAGGUCCUAUUGAGGGCUCCGGGGGUAUUUGGAGCUCGGUUCAGUGGAGCUGGAUUCAGGGGUUGCUGUGUUGCACUGGUAGAUGUGGAUCGCGCAGCAGAAGCAGCGAACUUUGUGAAGGAAGAGUAUCCUAAGCUUCAGCCAGUGCUGGCAAGCCAAUUGAGCCAUGGCUCGGAUGUUUUGAUUUGUGAAGCAGGUGGCUGCGCUCGUGUUAUUGAUUAACUUUCCUUCUUUUCUUAUGUUGUUCUUCUAUUCAUUCACUUCAAUGUUGUCUGACAAAUUCCAUGAACAAGUGUGUUGCAGAGUUUAAAUAGGUUCUGAAUUAGUCUAAAUUUCAAAAUACAAAA
Hibiscus syriacus is the source of this 1601-nucleotide messenger RNA. RefSeq names its product galacturonokinase-like. NCBI's taxonomy places the organism in Eukaryota, Viridiplantae, Streptophyta, Magnoliopsida, Malvales, Malvaceae. The record is from RefSeq and is a predicted model, not a curated record. Gene Ontology annotation, biological process: galactose metabolic process. The coding region runs from base 160 to 1476 and encodes 438 amino acids. Gene Ontology annotation, cellular component: cytoplasm; cytosol. Gene Ontology annotation, molecular function: ATP binding; galactokinase activity. The transcript has 14 exons.